This is a messenger RNA of Ornithodoros turicata, 763 nucleotides long. RefSeq lists its product as uncharacterized. The coding region runs from base 207 to 716 and encodes 169 amino acids. The transcript is spliced from 8 exons. NCBI's taxonomy places the organism in Eukaryota, Metazoa, Arthropoda, Arachnida, Ixodida, Argasidae. The record is from RefSeq and is a predicted model, not a curated record.
UUUAUGUUUCCGAUGUCGUGUCGCCGGACUAAAGCUGACGGCAUGUUUUCCUAAGCACGAGCGAAAUCUGUAAGAGAGACACACGUGGAUGACAGCACAGGAACCGGAAAACGACUGUCUGUUAAAACGUGGCUGGCUGGAUGUGCUGUUUAUAGGGCAAGGCGCGCGGCUCGGUACGACAGUGCGGUUGUCCCAGGCGAAAGAAGAUGUGGUCUUUUAUUGCAGUGUCGCUUGUCAGUGCCGUGGUAGUUGCGUCGGCCUCGGUUCAAUUGUUGUGCCAAAAUGAUUCAGACUGCUCCAGAGGUGAACAGUGUGUUCGCCAUGCUAAUUUCUCGUCUUCUGCAAACUGCGAAAGCGUCAAAUACUGCAUAUCAGUACGUGGCGAUUCCUGCGAGUGCGCAAGUGGAUACACCUGUCGGGUGAGGGACUGUCCAAGGUCCCGAUAUGAAUGCAAUUAUAUUGAAAACCGCAACAGCAGAUGCGGUUGGAGCGUGGCUACCGCGUGCAGGUCCAACGAGCUUUGUGGCUACGAAGCCACAGGUCUUGUAUGCAUCAAGUGUCCCUGCUAUGGUACCCAUGUUGCGAAAUGCGUGAAGAGGGAUCCUCGAGUUCCUUGUCCACCUCGUAGCAUGGUCUUCGUCCAAGGCAACUCCUAUACCUGCGUCCCUUGCGCGUCUGAAACCACUGCACUCACUGGACCUUCGCCAAGAAGAUAGUCCUUUUUUAUUAUGUGUACAUUCGAAAUAAACGUUUACACUAUGUA